Hibiscus syriacus is the source of this 804-nucleotide messenger RNA. RefSeq lists its product as uncharacterized. Lineage: Eukaryota; Viridiplantae; Streptophyta; Magnoliopsida; Malvales; Malvaceae. The record is from RefSeq and is a predicted model, not a curated record. Bases 1 to 804 code for a protein of 267 amino acids. The transcript is spliced from 2 exons.
AUGGCCCUUGGUUACUGCAAAACUAUGCUCUAUAUAAAGCAUAGUCUCUUCCCAAAUUGUCAAGGCAGUCUCUCUAUGGAAAUUCUUAUGGCUAGCACCAGUCCCGCCACUGUUAGCCUGAAGCUGAUGAUAGACCCAAAAUCCAACAGGCUUUUGUUUGCGGAAGCAGGCAAAGAUUUCGUUGAUUUUCUCUUCUACAUCAUGUCAUUACCGGUCGGCACUGUGACAAGGCUACUCGGUAAACAAGCAACGGUGGGGUGUAUCGGAAACAUUUACGGCAGCAUAGAAAAUUUGGACGAUUCCUACUUUCAGUCAGCCCCAGAAAAGGAUAUGCUUUUGAGGCCAAUUUUGACAAACUAUGCUGCUAAUGUAGACUUCUUGCUGCCAAGCUUGCAAUCCUCAACACACACGAGACUCUACAAGUGUGCCAGCCGCAGUUGCAUGAAUGUGACAUUUGAAUGUUAUUCCCGCUGUCUUUCCAACAGUCAUAAUAACAACGGAUUUGGUAGUAUGCACCAAAAUCUAACGUUUGUGAAUCCGACAAAUGAAGCUCCGUAUUCGGGUGGCGUCGAAAGAGGUUUCGUUGAGGAAGGUGUAUACAUGAUAAUGGAUGAUCUGACGGUGACGCCUAUAUGUGCCAGGUCAAUUUUUACUUUGCUCAACGAGUUCAACGUUAAGGAUGUGGGUUAUCUUGAAGAGAAAGUCGUUGCUGUGGGAGUUAAUGAGGGAGUGGAAUUGCUUAGGGCAUCGAUGCAGUCCAAGAAUGUGAUUUCUUCUGUUUUCCUUGAGAAAAAGGAAGUCUGA